Arvicanthis niloticus (Nile rat) is the source of this 2779-nucleotide messenger RNA. Lineage: Eukaryota; Metazoa; Chordata; Mammalia; Rodentia; Muridae. The record is from RefSeq and is a predicted model, not a curated record.
UGGAGUGCCUGGGACGCAGCGGAACUUGCCAGGAAGAGGCGGCGCCUGACUGGGUUCCUUUUUGUUCGGGUCUGGCGAGGGUCACGUGGAGCGUUACCCGGAGGCGGAACACUGCGACCGCCUCCUAAAAGCUUGCUGUUGGGGGGGCUCCUGGAUAUCCUAGCCAUGCGCCCCCUUCGUCCCGCCUCUGCUAUGCUGACAUUUUUUGCUGCGUUCUUGGCCUCGCCCUUGGCGCUGGCUGAGACACCGUACCUGGUGCGUGUGGACGCAGCCCGCCCGCUGAGGCCUCUGCUGCCCUUCUGGAGGAGCACCGGCUUCUGCCCCCCACUGCCUCACGACCAGGCUGACCAGUACGACCUUAGUUGGGACCAGCGACUGAACCUUGCCUACAUAGGUGCCAUACCUCACAGUGGCAUUGAGCAGGUCCGGAUACACUGGCUUCUGAACCUCAUUACAGCCAGGGAGUCAUCUGGGCAGGGACUGAUCUACAACUUCACUCGCUUGGAUGCAUUCCUGGACCUCCUCAUGGAGAACCAGCUUCUCCCUGGAUUUGAGCUGAUGGGCAGUCCGUCUGGGCACUUUACGGACUUUGAGGACAAGCAGCAGGUGUUUGAAUGGAAGGACCUGGUUUCUCUCUUGGCCAGGAGAUACAUUGGUAGAUAUGGACUGACACAUGUUUCCAAAUGGAACUUUGAGACUUGGAACGAACCAGACCACCAUGACUUUGACAAUGUGUCCAUGACCACACAAGACCCUCCUGCCCUAGGCUUCCAGAAUUACUAUGAUGCCUGUUCUGAGGGGCUGCGCAUUGCCAGCCCCACUUUGAAGCUGGGUGGUCCUGGGGAUUCCUUCCACCCCCUGCCAAGGUCACCAAUGUGCUGGAGCCUCCUGAGUCACUGUGCCAAUGGAACCAACUUCUUCACUGGUGAGGUGGGCGUGCGUCUGGAUUUCAUCUCCCUGCACAAGAAGGGUGCAGGCAGCUCCAUCUUCAUCCUGGAGCAGGAGAUGGCAGUUGUGGAGCAGAUCCAGCAGCUCUUCCCUGAGUUUAAGGACACCCCAAUUUACAAUGAUGAGGCAGACCCUCUGGUGGGCUGGUCCGUGCCACAACCUUGGAGAGCUGAUGUGACUUAUGCAGCUCUGGUGGUGAAGGUCAUUGCACAGCACCAGAACCUGCUGUUUGCCAAUAGCAGUUCCGCCAUGCGCUAUGCGCUCCUCAGCAAUGACAAUGCCUUCCUGAGCUACCACCCGUAUCCUUUCUCCCAGCGUACACUUACUGCUCGCUUCCAGGUCAACAAUACUCACCCACCCCAUGUGCAGUUGCUGCGAAAGCCAGUACUCACAGUCAUGGGGCUGUUGGCCCUGUUGGAUGGAGAACAACUCUGGGCAGAGGUCUCGAAGGCUGGGGUUGUGUUGGACAGCAAUCAUACAGUGGGUGUCCUGGCUAGCACCCAUCAGCCUGAAGACUCCUCAGAGGCCUGGAGUACCACAGUCCUGAUCUACACUAGUGAUGACACCCACGUAUACCCCAACCACAGUAUCCCUGUGACUCUUUGCCUGCGUGGGGUACCUCCUGGUUUGGAGCUUGUCUACGUAGUACUCUACUUAGACAAUCAACUCAGCAGCCCCUACAGUGUGUGGCAGCGAAUGGGCCAGCCAGUCUUCCCCUCUGCAGAGCAGUUCCGAAGUAUGCGCCUGGCAGAGGACCCAGUGGCUGAGGCACCACGCCCCUUUCCUGCUAGGGGCCGUCUGAUCUUACACCGGAAGCUUCCGGUGCCAUCACUCCUGCUGGUGCAUGUAUGUGCGCGCCCCUUGAAGCCACCGGGGCAGGUCAGCCAGCUCCGUGCACUACCCCUGACACGUGGGCAGCUGGUUCUGGUCUGGUCGGAUGAGCAUGUGGGCUCCAAGUGCCUGUGGACAUAUGAGAUCCAGUUUUCCCAGAAGGGUGAAGCAUAUACCCCAAUCAACAGGAGGCCGUCUACUUUCAACCUCUUUGUAUUCAGCCCAGACACAGCUGUGGUCUCUGGCUCCUACCGAGUACGAGCACUGGACUACUGGGCCCGUCCAGGCCCCUUCUCCGACCCUGUGACUUACCUGGAUGUCCCUGCCUCAUGAGGGCCACUGGCUCCUAGUGACUGGUGAGCCUGUGCUGACUGGUGACUGGAGUCACCUAGGAUGAGCUAGACUGCCAUUAGCUAGCCAGUUGACUAUCAGCUUCUUUUGUUGUUCCCCUGUUUCCCUUUAAAGUGUCUUUCUCUACCUCAGACUUGGGAUCAGCUUUUGUGGAUCAGUACUUUAGAGGGCCCAGUUGGAGUGACCUUUGUCCACCUUCCUCCCCAUUCCCAGCUGUUCAAAAGUUUAAAUGUGGCACUGGAAAGAUGGCUCAGUGGACAAACUGCUUGUUGUGCAAGCAGACACAGGGACUUGUGUUCAGAUAUCUAGCAUUCGUGUAAGGGCUGGGCAUGACAAUACAUGCCUAUUGCCUUAGUGUUGGUGGAAGGGACAGAGACUGGCCAAGGCUCACUGUCCUUCCAGUCUACCUGAAACUGCAAGUUCCAGGUUCAGUAAGAAACCCUUGGUACACACACACAGAAACGCACACACACACACACACACACACACACACACCACCACCACCACCACCACCACCACCACCACCACCACCACCACCAUCACACCAUGCACACAGUCUAAUUUCAGUUUCUUGAGCUUCUGUAAUAUCAAAAAUAAAGUUAUGUACUUCUACUUCUGAAAUACAAUUGCACAGAGUAAACAUCUCUAU